GUUUAGUCAAUCAUUAGCUUCCAGUUUAUUAUCAGAACUUCCCGCGGUGAGAUGUCCAGAGAAGUGUUAUUGCUGUUAGGUUUAUUGGUCUUCACCGGGGCCAUAAAACUCAAAUCCGAGCAAAUUACUAAAGACUGGUGGGAACGAGCCGGAUUCUACCAAGUGUAUCCACGUUCCUUUAAGGAUAGCAAUGGGGACGGAAUUGGCGACCUGAACGGAAUAACCGAAAAACUGUCCUAUCUGAAGGAUAUUGGUAUGCGAGGUUUUUGGCUAUCGCCAAUGUAUAAAAGCCCGAUGGCCGACUUUGGGUAUGAUAUUUCGGAUUUUCGAGAUAUUCAACCCGAAUAUGGUACGAUGGAUGACUUCAAAAAACAAGUUGCCGAAGCCAAACGGUUGGGACUGAAACUGAUCCUGGAUUUUGUCCCCAAUCAUUCGAGUGAUGAGCAUGAAUGGUUCAAAAAGUCGGUUGAUCGAGAAGAAGGAUACGCGGAUUACUACGUGUGGAGAGAUGGAAAGCCUGAUCCAAACAACGCUAGUCAACGAUUGCCACCAAAUAAUUGGCUAUCGGGAUUCAGAGGAAGCGCUUGGCAGUGGAAUGAAAAGCGACAACAAUUCUACUAUCAUCUGUUCACAGCACAACAACCGGAUUUGAACUUCCGCAAUCCCAAAGUGGUACAGGAAAUGAAGGACAUCCUACUUUUCUGGUUAAAUCUUGGGGUUGAUGGUUUUCGGGUAGACUCUGUUGGGUGUAUGUUUGAAAUUCCGGCGGAUGAAAACGGUGACUUUCCGGACGAACCGCUGAGCGGUACGACAGACGAUCAGGAAGAUUUUGCGUACCUCGAGCACAUUUACACAAUCGAUCGGUUGGAAAAUGUGGAAAUGGUCUACCAAUGGAGGGAACUAUUGGAGGACUAUCAGAAUGAGCAUGGCGGGGACAAGCGCAUCAUGAUGACCGAGUCGUGGUCCAGUUUGGACGUAAUAAAACCUUAUUUCAAUGACAUCACAGGCCGAGAAGGCGCACAAAUGCCGUUCAAUUUUCGAAUGAUUACGGAGCUGAACAGCACAUCAACGGCUUACGAGUUCAAGAAUGUGAUAGAUUCAUGGAUGAGUAUUGUAGACAACUAUCAUACGGCAAACUGGGUUUUGGGGAAUCACGAUCGCAGUCGUGUUGCGACUAGAAUGGGCGAACAACGAGCCGAUGCCUUAGCUAUGAUUCAGCUCACACUGCCUGGAAUAAGUGUCACAUACCAGGGCGAUGAACUUGGAAUGACCGACGUCGAAAUUUCGUGGGAUGAGACGGUUGAUCCGGCUGGUUGUAACGAAGGACAGGAAAACUACGCACUCAAGUCACGUGAUCCGGUGCGGACUCCUUUUCAGUGGGAUGAUUCCAACUUGGCAGGGUUCACUAAUGGGACCAAAACAUGGCUACCAGUGGGGCCGAACUAUAGAACGGUUAACGUUAAGGUGCAAAGUAGCAAUGCGAAGAGUCAUCUUAGCGUAUUUAAAGCUUUGAUGCUACUUCGAGAAGGGGAUACAUUCUUAUAUGGAGAUUGGCAAACAGUUGCGUUGAAUGAUCAGUUGUUUGCAGUUGUAAGAGAUUUGAAAAUAUCCAACGCCUACAUUACGCUGGUUAAUUUGGGAAGCACGGUUCAGACUGUGGAUGCUAACAGUUUGGUUAGCAAAGUGCCGAAACAAUUGUAUUAUGUGAUAGUAUCAGGAUCGUCUCAACAUACGAUUGGGGAAACGGUAUCGUCGAAAACCAUUCUCUUGCAACCCUAUGAAUCGUUUGUUCUGGAAGCACGACGUUCAGAAGACACUAAAAUGCGCGCUGAAGUUUGUGAACGUUGGCUGCUAUAGGAUGCAGAAAAUUUCAAUAAUGAUUGUUAAUUGUUCUAAAUAGGUUAAUGCUUUUCACCAAGAUAACUAUCAAAGUAAAAGUAGUUU
Messenger RNA from Armigeres subalbatus, 1944 nucleotides. Its product is annotated as maltase A3-like. Bases 52 to 1857 code for a protein of 601 amino acids. The record is from RefSeq and is a predicted model, not a curated record. Lineage: Eukaryota; Metazoa; Arthropoda; Insecta; Diptera; Culicidae. The transcript is spliced from 3 exons. Gene Ontology annotation, biological process: carbohydrate metabolic process.